Colossoma macropomum (tambaqui) is the source of this 2605-nucleotide messenger RNA. RefSeq names its product transmembrane protein 185 (gene tmem185a). The transcript is spliced from 7 exons. Bases 120 to 1172 code for a protein of 350 amino acids. Lineage: Eukaryota; Metazoa; Chordata; Actinopteri; Characiformes; Serrasalmidae. The record is from RefSeq and is a predicted model, not a curated record.
ACAACGCACUUCCACAGAUUUAGUGUGUUAUGUCAACUGACUGGGCUUAGGAGAGGGUGGCAGUUUCAUCUUUAUUUCAUUAAUACUGUCUCAGAAGUAUGGUGUGAAAGAAGAGAGCCAUGAAUCUCCGGGGAUUCUUUCAAGAUUUCAAUCCGAGCAAAUUCCUGAUCUAUGCAUGCCUGCUGCUCUUCUCUGUGUUACUGUCAUUGCGGUUGGAUGGCUUUAUUCAGUGGAGCUACUGGGCGGUGUUUGCACCCAUUUGGCUCUGGAAACUCAUGGUCAUCAUCGGAGCAUCCGUGGGUACUGGGGUGUGGGCCCACAACCCUCAGUACAGGGCUGAGGGGGAGACCUGUGUGGAGUUCAAGGCGAUGCUGAUCGCUGUAGGGAUCCAUCUCCUCCUUCUCACCUUUGAGGUGCUUGUGUGUGACCGUGUGGAGAGGGGCUCACAUUUCUGGUUGCUGGUCUUCAUGCCCCUUUUCUUCGUCUCUCCCGUCUCUGUGGCGGCGUGCGUGUGGGGCUUCAGACAUGACCGCUCACUUGAGCUUGAGAUCCUGUGCUCGGUAAACAUACUGCAGUUCAUCUUCAUUGCACUGCGAUUGGAUAAGAUCAUCAACUGGCCCUGGCUGGUGGUCUGUGUGCCGCUAUGGAUCCUCAUGUCCUUCCUUUGUCUGGUGGUGCUUUACUACAUUGUCUGGUCUGUCCUUUUCCUCCGUUCGAUGGACGUCAUCGCUGAGCAGCGUCGCACUCAUAUCACCAUGGCGAUCAGCUGGAUGGCUAUCGUUGUCCCCCUGCUGACCUUCGAGAUUCUUCUUGUGCACAAGUUAGAUGGCCAUUAUGACUCAGACUAUGUCCCGGUCUUUGUGCCUCUCUGGGUCUCCCUGGUGACACUGAUGGCAACCACGUUUGGCCAAAAGGGAGGCAAUCACUGGUGGUUUGGCAUUCGUAAAGAUUUCUGCCAGUUCCUUCUGGAGCUCUUUCCCUUUCUGCGGGAGUACGGCAAUAUCUCCUAUGACCUCCACCAUGAGGACUCAGAGGUGUCUGAAGAGAUACCUGCCCACGAGCCUCCUAAAAUUGGCCCGAUGUUCCGCAAGAAGACUGGAGUGGUCAUCACGCAAAGUCCCGGGAAGUACUUUGUGCCUCCGCCUAAACUGUGCAUUGACAUGCCAGAUUAAAACACUCUACGGACACAGCACACGAGAGAAGUGUAGUGCUAUCUACCAGCGUUCACUUCAGGCCACGUACAAAUGGUGGAAAUGAACCAGUUCAGUCCAACGGAAGUUUUAUAUAAGCUCAGCUUCAGUUUGGCAAAGACUGAAAUGUCCUCAUGUUCAAAUGGAGCUCAAACCAGGAGGCCUGCUGUGGGCAUGGCUUGCCAUUUGACUCUUCCCUAUGAUCGUAUUGCAUCUCUGUUCCAGAGUCCUGUGCUCAGACCUUUCCUUGAUCCAGUUGUAUAGACCAACACCUUCAGAGGGGAGACUACUAGAACUCGUUUAAUUAUAAAAAUAACCAAGGUAUUUUUUUUCUCCCCUACUCAUAAACAAAUAUGAAAUUUCAGUCUCAGCCAUUAUGUCAGAAUGAUCCAGCUUAGUUGACGUUUGGUGGUAGUAGUAUGGGAUUGUCUGAACACUCAUAGAUUUUUCUGGGUAAGCCAUGCAUAGCAUCGAGGCUGCUAUGGUGGAGGUGAGUGCCGUCUUCAUGGGAAGAAGGUUAUGUAGCAAAGCCAAAGAACAUUAGCGUACAAGUUUGAUUUGGCUGAAUUCAAACGCUGUUGUUUUCCAGCAGAAGAAGUUCAGAGGGUUUUUUUUUGUCUGUUACAUGUGAUAGCUUUGAACAAAAGAGAUUAUUCUCCCUAUCACUUCACAUUUGUGGUUAGUCAUUGUUUACUAGAACACCUCUCUUGCUAUAUCUAGCACAGCAGUGUUGUGCUAUUUUUUUUGUCCAGUGAGGACAUUCACUAUUAACCCACACUAACUCUAGUUCUUGAGUGUGGACCAUGUAUUUGUAGUUAUGGUCUUGACUCCCAUAUUGUGAUAAAUAUAUAAGAUAUAAAACAUCUGUCCUUGUGAAGAAGUGAUUAACAACUAGUCCCUCUUGUUGACCCAUUUCACGUUAUUCAUAUAUAAUUUUUAAUCUUAUUUCGAUGAAGUUGACAUGACACAACACAAUUCAAUAAUAACACAACACUAGCAAAAGUAUAAAUCCUAACCUAAUAUUUGGGAGAAAAAAGCCUUUGAAUCACUUAGCACAAAGCAAAUAGCAGUUUUAGAUCUAAAUUGAGGAGUGGACCAUUUAAUAUGAGCUUCUAAGCCGACAGUGGUAAAGAUAGCCUAAAUUGUUCUGUUACACAAGAUGAAAUCUCCUGCUUUUUGUAGGUGCACACUACAUAUGUACUCAGCUGGCCUGAGUGAGCAGCUAUUGGAGUUCAUGCUAGUGGAUAUGGACCAAUACUGUUGUGUUUUUUUGUUUGUUUGUUUGUUUGUUUGUUUGUUUAUUGGGUUUAUUCUUCCACAUUGCAUCUCCGUUGUCACUGUUAGUCCUUUUAAAGGUGUGAUAAACAGUAGCUAUUGAUUUUGGCUGACAUUAAAAUCUUAUCUCUGACAUUAAA